Messenger RNA from Dendrobium catenatum, 2758 nucleotides. Its product is annotated as probable protein phosphatase 2C 6. NCBI's taxonomy places the organism in Eukaryota, Viridiplantae, Streptophyta, Magnoliopsida, Asparagales, Orchidaceae. Gene Ontology annotation, biological process: protein dephosphorylation. Bases 667 to 2361 code for a protein of 564 amino acids. The transcript has 4 exons. The record is from RefSeq and is a predicted model, not a curated record. Gene Ontology annotation, molecular function: cation binding; protein serine/threonine phosphatase activity.
CUGCAGGAGAUGAAGAGAUUUCCACGGUAAGUUUUUAGGGUUUCCCUAAUUGUUGCAUUAAUUGUUUCUAUUUUUGGGUCGAUUUUGCUUUUUCUCCUUCUUGGAUUGGAUCGAAGCACCUACCUUUGUUGAGAGAUCUAUCUUUCUUGUAAUUUCUAUUGUAAUUUUUCCUGUUAUUUGAGAGGGAUUGUGGAAGUCUAUAUAGGGUUUUCUUUUUUGUAGAGGCUGUGAUAGAUUCCUUGAGAUCCAGGGAACUCGGAGCAGAAAGGCGACCCAUCUUUAGGUGUAUUUCUUGUGAUUUCCUAUAUACUUCACUUUCCUAGGUUCAUCCCCCCUCGUCCACUAACCGCUCCUCUCUUUCUUGUUCUUCGGACAGGAUAAGAGUUUGUAUAUUUCAAAAUUAGGGUUUUGCUAGAUUUGGUGUGUCAUUUAAUUAGAUCCGGCGCUUCUUUUCUCUUCUCAUGCUCUUGAUUCUAGAGUUCGAGCACAGCCUGUAGUCACUCGGUAAUUGCCCUUUUUAUCCCCUACCUAGCAGCCAGGAUCUUGGAAAUUUCCAUUAACGGGCGGACUUUUAAGAAAUCCCGUGAACCUUGGCCGGCGCAGUUCCGGAGUGAUGAAGAAAGGGGGGAGGAUGCGUCUGGCGAGACCAAGAUACGAUUUUUAUCAAUGAGUUUUGAUAACGACGGUUCCUGUAGUCCUGUUGCUCGUACACGCACUGCCCGCGCUGCUGCCCUCACCACGACGACAGCUCUGGAGGUGGAGGAGGAGUCGAUGGAGGAUGGAUCCACGGCUGUUGCUUUGCCAUUUAGGUUAGGCAACUCGCUUUGUGAGAACCGACCAAUGGAGGUUACACGGCUUAAGCUGAUAACUGAUACGCCUACUAGCUUCCAGCUCGAUCCCCCUGAAGCAGCAGCAGUCAUGGUGGAGGGAAGAGAGGGUAAUGUUUCAAAGGGCAUGUUGGAUGAUAAUUUGGUAUCGGCUGGACUGGAUGCUGAGAGGUUGGGAACUGUCGCACCUGGGAGUGACGACGAUGAUGAUACAGGGUCUGUUGGGCCGGAACCAUCGAUUGCCAGUGAUACCAGCAGCCUCGCCGGUGCAUUAGAUGACUUAGGAAAUUUUGAUUUGGGAUUUGAACUUGGUAUGUCUGGCUCCAUGGAUGUGGAUGCAGUAAAGACUUUUGAGAUUUUAGCUGCUCCUGUUGUUGAGGAAUUGGGCGUUGAUGUGUUGGGUAUUGGUGUGAAAGAUGAUCAGGUGAAGGGUUUAACUUCUGUUGAGCAGAUGGAAGUUCAGGAAAGAAGGGCUGCUGGUUUGAGAAGCCUGUUUCUUAAAGACUGUGUGCCACUCUGGGGCAGCAUCUCCAUCUGUGGGAGGAGACCAGAAAUGGAAGACGCAGUUGUAGCUGUUCCACGAUUCUUUGAUAUACCACUCUGGAUGUUGAUUAGUGAUUUAGCUGUGGAUGGGCUUUUACCCAGUAAGAUUAGCUUGCCUUCCCACUUCUUUGGAGUGUAUGAUGGCCAUGGUGGCGCACAGGUUGCCAAUUACUGCCAUGAACGGAUCCAUCUUGCUUUGGCAGACAAGCUUGCUAGUUCGAAGGCAGGUUUGGAAGGGGUUGGUGACAGUGAUUGGCAAAAACAGUGGGAGAUAGCUUUCAAUGAUUGUUUUCUGAAGGUUGAUGAUGAGGUUGGUGGGAAGGUUAGUAGAGUAUGUUUAGGAAGCACAUCUGAAGCUAGUGGUGGAAAAAGCAGUCUAGGUUCCACUGCAAUGUCUGAUCCUAUUGCGCCUGAGACUGUUGGAUCUACUGCUGUUGUUUCUGUCAUCUGUUCCUCUCAUAUAAUUGUGGCAAACUGCGGUGACUCGAGGGCAGUUCUUUGUCGGGGAAAACAAGCCAUGCCUCUAUCAGUGGAUCAUAAGCCCAAUAGAGAAGAUGAAUAUGCACGGAUUGAAGCAGCAGGAGGCAAAGUCAUUCAGUGGAAUGGGUAUCGUGUAUUUGGCGUCCUAGCAAUGUCAAGGUCAAUUGGUGACAGAUACCUGAAGCCAUGGAUUAUCCCAGAACCAGAAGUCAGGAUCAUUUCUAGAACAAAGGAUGAUGAAUGUCUCAUCCUCGCCAGCGACGGCCUAUGGGAUGUUAUGUCAAAUGAAGAGGUCUGCGAAGCUGCUCGAAGGCGAUUGCUUCUUUGGCACAAAAAGAAUGUAGUUUCUGAUCCUUCUCAGAGAGGAUUUGGACUAGAUCCAGCUUCACAAGCAGCUGCAGAAUACCUCUCAAAGCUUGCCUUACAGAAAGGAAGCAAAGACAAUAUUACCAUCAUUGUUAUUGACCUGAAAUCUCAGCGGAAAUUCAAGCCAAAAAACUUCAAUGGGUGAGAGCUCUGAAACGAGAAAGGAGAAUUUGUUCAGCCAAGAAGAAGUUUAUAGUUUCUGUAUCUUGAUCAUCGCCGCCGUCGUCGUCAUCAUCAUCAUCAUAUCUUGAACUUUGACCAUACUUUGCCCAUUUGUUUUUAGUCAUUUGGGCUUUAGGGUGCUGUAUUAAAUAUGUAUUUUGUGCUUUAGGAAUGUUGAAACUCUUCACAUUAUUUUCUUUUAAGCUGGUAGGUCAAUGUGCUGGCAUUGUAAAUUUGAGCUCCAUUUGGGCUUUUUAACUAGUUAGAGAGGAUAAAUAUACCAAACUGCUUGCCUCUCUGCUAGAUUGUAUUCUGCUAAGGCCUCCGGGUUUAAUGCCCUGUGAGGCAUAAUAUAUGUUUAAUAUCAAUUUUAACUUUCA